AUGACCAGUAAUGGUCGCGGCGGCGGGGCGACAGACGAGAUGUUCCUCUCCUCGCCCUCCGAUCGCCAUCCAUCCACGGUCUCUCCGUUAAGAAUUGUCAAAAGGGACUCCCCUUCUCCCUCGCGAGCUUCCGGAGCUGGCCAGCAAGCUUCAUCAAGACCAAUGAAUCGCGCGGAGUCCGUCUCUCCUCUUCCUUACCCAGACGACCCCUCUCGUCGAGCACAGGCGAGGGAUCGAAAUACCUCAGUGUCGCGACCGCCCUACCCCGAUGCCGGGCAGUCCGCAUCAAUGUCCGCUCGGUCCACGGAGAAUAGCUCACCGGCCUCGCCUGGACCUGGCGCUAGCGAAAUUCCAGAAGCGCUGCGUCCCCGUCAAGACUCGAAACAGUCGCAACCUACAUUGGCUGAGAGAAGAGGUGCUGUCCCAAAAUCCCUUCCUGAGUCGCCCAACCCUGAGCCCUCAGACCGAGAAGGCCUAUUUCAGCGACUACCUCAGCGUGAGCGAGUCACCCAGAAAGCGCCUGAACCCGUGCGCAAGAGCUCAACCGCGGUAAAUCCGUAUCCAGAAUACCACCAGCAGUACUGGCCUCCCCCGACGAGCAGCUCGACCUUACAGCCAGAGAAUAAUUCUGCCAUUAAUCGCUUGAGCUCUACGGCCUCCACUUCUACUACAAAGGCCCAACGUGGGUCUCCUCCGCCUCCCGAGACCCCCAUAGUACCACCCAACCAACAACCAGCGUCCGGCAUCGAAGCCCGAUAUGCGGCCUCGGGCAUCGCGGGAACUUCUACCUUGAACAAUUUGAAUUCGCAUAACUUUGCCGCACAACAACGUGCAACCCAAUACUCUGCACCUCAGCCAAACAGAUAUCCGAGCCCUGCUCGAGCCCAGGUCCAACCGCCGCCACAACCACAGCCGCGGCCAUGGACACCGACUGAACAACCGGGCACCCAGCCGCAUGGCCCUCCACAGGUAUAUCAAGGCUCAACUGUAGUGGGCCCUGCUGGAGGUGCACAAGCACCGCCUGGAAACAACGCUCAGCAACCACCUCAACAGCCGUCUCAGCAGCCACCGCAGCAGCUACCGCAGCAAGCACCACCGGGAAACCAAAUCCAAUACGCCAAUCAGCCCUCUAACGGUAUCGAAGAUGACUUCCAACGACUCAACAUGACAGCUUCUCCUCCUCCAGCAUAUUCUAGUUUAGCAGGUGUCACUCCUCAUAGGUAUCCUCCUGAGAAAUUCGGUGCUGGACAGGCUGCGCAGCAGACAUCCCUAAGCGCAGCUAUGUCAAGUGGUGCCUCUGCUCCCACUCAAGGGUCUGCCCAAGGCCAUCCUGCAUUCGCGAAUGAUCCACGACAGCAGCAAACUGGCACACCGGCGCAGCAUCCUCCUCAGAAUGGAGUGCAGUCACAUCCGGCGCCAACUCCAACCCCUGGUCCGGCGUCACCUCCACCGUUGCCUGAAGGCUGGAUAGCGCACCUAGACCCGAACUCAGGGCAGUAUUAUUAUAUUCACUUACCAACGCAAUCCACACAGUGGGAAUUUCCAAAAGGCCCAACGCCAUUAAAUCUUAACGAUGCACCCAUAUCUCCGUCGCAAAGCACCUUUGGUGGCCAUGGUCUAUCCUCCCCAGGCCUAUCCACAUUUGGUAAACCAUUAGCAUCUCCUGCAUUUUCAGCCUUUGGACAUCCUAUGCCUUCACCCGGAAUGCCAAUGAGUCCUGGAUAUGAACCUAGUGUCAUGAGUUUCAACAGUGGUUACAUCGGCCCCCCGCCGACCAGCGGAAUAGAGCUCUACAAGGUCAGCCCUACAAAUGGUGUUUACUUUGGCCCAUAUUUACGCUACAAAAACAUGGACAUAGAGCGGGGCCAGUGGUUGGGUUCGAUCCUUCUAGUGACCGAUGCUCCACAGCCACCAACAAUCCAUAUCCACAAAAGCAUCGAUCUUUCUCCCAACCCACGGCAGCUGUCUCCUGUAAGCAUAGCAGCUCAUCAACGAUGGACCUUUUACAGAUACGACAUUGACUUGCAAAUGGAUGACGCCGGGCCUGCAAAGUGGACAUAUGCAAUUACGUCGCACCUUGGAUGCACGCGGUAUGAGUUCCUUGUUGCAGGGCGGCAUGAAACGAACUGGCGCUUCAUUGCUACCUCGGGAAAUGACUUUUCCAUCAACGUCAACGCCAAUGAACGGUCCAAACUAGGUGGUGUUGGAUAUCUAUGGAAAGAUAUUAUGCAGAAACACGUCGAAUGCGGAGGUUUCCACGCUCAUCUCGGGUUGGGUGGCCAAAUAAAUGCCGACCGCCUAUGGAAGGAACUCCCAUCCCUCAAACAAUGGCUGUCUAUCAGUGGAAAGGAGGUGAGGAAAAAUGCAGCGUGGACUGCUGCACUGGAAGAAGACGUAACCCACGCAUAUUUCCAUUAUUAUACCAGUCAUUUUGACCAGCCGCAUUUGCGGGAAGCGUUUGCUCAGAUUCCACACGUAUUGCAGGUGGAUGACCAUGAUAUAUUCGACGGAUUUGGUUCCUACCCCGAUCAUAUGCAGUUCUCAAAUAUGUUUAAAAACAUUGGCAGAAUUGGCAUUGAAAUGUAUCUUCUUUUCCAGCAUCACACUACACUGGAGGUCUUACGACAUGUCAGCGAUGAUAUUGAUCUCUUCACGAUCACAGGAACUGGGUGGCACUUUGUCAAAUACUUAGGUCCGGCAAUUGCCGUUGUUGGUAUUGACUGUCGAUCAGAGAGAAACCCACACCAAGUACUGGCCGGCCCGUCAUACCAGGGGAUUUUUCCGAAGGUUGCCAUGUUACCUCCAAGCGUUCAGCAUUGUAUCUGGAUGAUUUCAGUGCCCCUCGUAUAUCCGCGCCUUGACACUGCUGAACACCUCGCACAAACCGUUGCAACUGGCAAGAAGGCUGUUACUGGUGCGUAUAAUAUGUUAGGGAAAGUGACUAGCUCUGUUGCGGGUGUUGUUGGUGCCAAGGGAGCUGUCGGUUCUGGAUUCAAUUCAGUGAAGCGAGCUGUGGGAAAGUCUGGUUUGAUGGGUAGUGUACUGAGUCCAUUUGGAGAUAUCGACUUCCUCGACGAGUUGAGAGACCAAUGGACACAUGAUUCAAAGGAUCUUGAGAGAACAUACCUCAUUCGCACCCUCCAAGGCAUUGCUCAUCAACGUAGCAUCCGAAUGACGUUCCUCUCCGGUUCUGUCAACCUCUGCGGAGCCGGGCUAGUUCAUGACCCUUCUCAUCCUACUGACCACAAAACUAUGUAUCAAAUCAUCUCCUCCUCCGUUGUUAACGCUUCGCCACCUUCAUAUAUUUUGAAAUUAUUGCACGGCAACAACAAGCCACUAUAUGUCCCGCCAAAUGGCCACCGAUCCACUCCAUCCCAACCUACUGACACCAAAGAAGAUAUGAUGGAGCUCUUCCAAACCGAUGUUGCUGGCCAACAACGUGAGCACCGGAAGUUAAUGGGGCGAAGGAAUUACGUUGCCAUCGUGGGAUAUGAUCCCGACUCUGUGAAUGCCGCGUAUACUGGCAUGCCUCAGCCACAGCAAGGUCAUGGUGGCAGCCCGCCGGGUGCGUUCCCUAAGUUGAGUCUCGCCGUGGACUUUUUGGUACAAGGCGAGGGAGCAUUCGGGAAUGUUAUUAAGUAUGGCCCUGUUAUUGUUCCAAGCUUAGAGCUGGGAAGGUAACAGGAGACUAAAGUUUCCGCGGCUUCAUUUUGCACUAAAGUUACUGCUUAGGGCUUCAUUAUGAAGUGAUGUGAUGGUGAAUGAAGCAUUUUUCCUUGCCUUGGUUUCCAUAGUUAGCGUUCACUCCAUUGCGUUCUCCUUUACCCAUUGCUUUUGUUCCUCUUUCUACAUUCUGGCAUGUACUGCUUGAUUCUGAUGUGAUUCAUAAUUUAUUUCACAGGAUGAUAAAAUUAUAUAAUAGCGAACAAGAAUGUGGUAUCCAUCUAUAAGAGCCAGUGCAGUGCCAAAACACAUAUUAACCACAUAUUAAAUGUACUCAGGCAACAUACCAAGAAAUUCCAAGACCCAUCACCACUCAGAAACUGAACCGCUGAGCCCAUAUUUCCAUUGUCUAAACGCCAAACAGUAAAUUUAAAUAGCAAGCAAAGGUUUAUCAUCGAAAACGCCUUAAAUUCUGCUUUGCCAUGGCCACUUCCAUUUCCAUUUCCACGGCCACUUCGGAUCUUUCCACCCGGGAAUCCAAUUCUCUGGCUUAGACAGGCAGACACCAAUUCUCCAGAAAUAAUCUCUGUGGGCGAAGAUCAAAUCCCAAGGCUUGUAGGCCAUUGGUACAGACAUGGAGUAUUGAUCUUGAUACUUCUCGACGUGCACUCUCUCAAGGCACGACUCGUGUUCGUAAAGUUUAUCAUCUGAGUUAAACAACUGCGCCACCUGUUCGAGACCCAAAAACCGCUGAUGUGAACUGCAUCUUGGGUCGGCGUCUCCGAUGCAAAAGCGAAGAUCAUCCAGGGAAGGAGGCAAGUCUGGCUUUGAAAUAAAUAUCUCCCCCGCAUGUGGAUAAUAGCCCCAUUCUGAGAGAGGGAGGAGGGGAACGGGGUCAUCUGCGUGGGUCACGCGACAAAAAGAUGGAGAACUCUUUUCUUCAUUCCUCACGAAACUUGGAGGUAAGCUAUCAGUAGGCAGCGAAAACUGAUCAUUCAAAUAUUCUGCCAGCGCGCGAUUCCCUAUCCUUGGCUCUCCAAAUGUGGUAACCUGCGGGUUCCAGCCGCGUGCACGCAGUUCCAAACUUGCAAUGGCAGCAACGGCACCGCCAAGAGAGUGUCCAGUUACAACAAGUUGGUAGUCUGGGUAUUUGGCAAAGGUAUCACUGAG
Coccidioides immitis RS is the source of this 4833-nucleotide messenger RNA. Its product is annotated as WW domain-containing protein. The record is from RefSeq and is a predicted model, not a curated record. Gene Ontology annotation, molecular function: protein binding. Bases 1 to 3681 code for a protein of 1226 amino acids. Gene Ontology annotation, cellular component: membrane. NCBI's taxonomy places the organism in Eukaryota, Fungi, Ascomycota, Eurotiomycetes, Onygenales, Onygenaceae. The transcript is spliced from 3 exons.